AUGAAAACUCAAUCUUCGGACAAACCCUUUGGGUUUGAUUGUCUAUAUUAUCGUGUAACUAAAGAAAAAUUAGCUUAUCAAGAAUUAUCAAAUAUAAUCAACGAAUUAAUUCCACAUUGUUUUCGACCAAUAAAUACAAGCGAAAGUUUAUUUCGAAAUCUUGUUAAUAAACGAGAUCAAUAUUUAACAUUUGAAGAAUUACGUAUUUCAAAUAUAAGCAUAGAAGAAUUAAUAUCAUGGUCAGCUCCAAUUGAUUUAGUUGAAAAAUAUCAAUUGUAUUUAGAUGAAAUGGAUUUAUCGUUAUCUAAUGAAUUAUAUUAUAAUUGUUCAAAACCAUGGUUUGGUUUAAAAUGUCAAUAUUCAUUUGAAUAUAGUGAAUAUAUGUCAAUAAAUGAUAUUGUUGAAAAUGAAUUUAAUAUUAAAUAA
This is a messenger RNA of Rotaria sp. Silwood1, 426 nucleotides long. The record is from the annotation of a GenBank genome assembly. Lineage: Eukaryota; Metazoa; Rotifera; Eurotatoria; Philodinida; Philodinidae.